GGGCCCCGCGGUCCCUCUCGGCGGGGACGGGCAUGGAGCUGGCGGCAGGGUAUAAAAAGCAGCCGUCAGGGCCGGCUGCUGUCCUGCCAGAGCCGCUGGGAGGGGCUGGGGCGAGGCAGAGGCACCAUGAUCAACCCCAACUACUACCCGUGGGGCUACGACAGCGACAACGGACCAGACCAGUGGCACAAAAAUUACCCGAUUGCCAAAGGACGCCAUCAGUCACCUAUUGAAAUCAAUAACAAAGAAGUGCAUUAUGAUCGCUCCCUCCUGCCGUGGUUCGCUAGUUACGACCCCGGUGCAGCGAAGACCAUCCUCAAUAAUGGGAAAACCUGCAGAAUUGUGUUUGAUGACUCUUUCGAUAGAUCAGUGUUGAGAGGUGGGCCACUUCCAGGAGUCUACAGGCUGCGUCAACUUCACUUUCAUUGGGGUUCGUCUGAUGACCAUGGCUCUGAACAUGUUGUGAAUGGAGUGAGAUAUGCAGGAGAGCUACAUUUGUUACACUGGAAUCCAAAAUACAGUAAUUACCUUGAUGCUGUGAGAAGAACAGAUGGUAUAGCUGUUUUGGCCAUUUUUUUGCAAGUAGGGAAAACUCCUAAACCAGAGAUGAAGAGAAUUCUUGAAGAAAUAAAUGCCAUCAAAACAAAGGGGAAAGAAGCUCCUUUUCCAAACUUCGAUCCUUCAAUUCUUUUCCCUAAGUCUCAUGACUACUGGACAUACCAUGGUUCUUUCACUACUCCACCUUGUGAAGAGUGCAUCACUUGGAUUAUACUUAGAGAGCCUAUCAUAGUCAGCUCAGACCAGAUGGCGAAGCUCCGUAGCUUAUCCAAGAAUGCUGAGAACGAACCUGAUCUCCCCCUUGUUGAUAACUGGCGCCCAACUCAGCCUCGGUAUUUCAGGAUGGUGAGCGCAUCAUUCCUUUAGGACCUGGUUCAGGUUGGUUGUUCCCAAGCGAGGUGACCUCUAGAACUAGAAGAUGGUCUUGUUUUGGGUCAUUUGUUGCAUUUAGAUGGAACGCCAGCUGUAUGUUUGGAGACUGAAACCUUGAGUUGUAAAAAAGGAAUUUUACUUUCAGAGGGCAAAGUUUACAUAGGAAAAUCCUAUCAGUAAACUGGAAAUAGAGAAUCUGUUUGGCUCUUCAUUACUGCUUUAGAAUUAGCUUUUGUUAUUAGUAUGAAGGACGAAAGAAGAUGCUACUAACAACUAUAAAAGCAUUUCAUAUUGCCUACGUGUCCCUUGGUGCUUGUCUUGCUACAAAGUAAAGAUAUUGCAGUUGUUUUCAGCAUAAAACCAUAUUUUUCAAUAAUUGUUUUCAGAUUAAGCAUAUUCUGCUCUGAGCUGCACCAGUUUUGCACAUUAAUAAAUGAGAUUGCUUUUUUUGUAUUUGAUAUUCACGUAAAAUAUGAAAGGAUAGAAAAUUGUUUCAUUACCAUUGAUAGCAAAAUCAGCAAUUAACUUCUUAAAGCAAAGCACAGGUUUAACAGGACAGUUAGAGGUCUAUUCUGCAAAUAGUAUUCACUGAAUUAUACUUAGUUAAAACUAUGGAAUCAGAGAAGAGUUGUUUGUAUUUGUGUCACAACUGGUUGUCCAUAUUAAAAGACUAAUUUGCAUGUUAAUGUUGUAGCAAUCAGUGACAUGGAUUUUGAGGACUUUAUCUUAGUAUCCUGAAUAUAUGUUUUUCAUGUAUGCAAUUAGCUUUUCUGUGUUAAAAGGAUAUUAAGAUAGCAAGAGUUAUUUUUUUUAGUGUUUUUUUUUCUUUUUUUAGGCAAAUUCUCUGUUCAUGUGCAAAUAUAUUGAUUCUGCUAUCAAUGAGAUUUGUGCAUAAAUAUCUGAAACCACAGUUUGAGUCUUCUAAUCAAAAAGAAGUUGACGAGGGUGUUCUUGUCUUUUGUUUUGGAAUCAAGAACAAUGAAGCAGGAUUGUAAGUGUAUACUUGAAAUAAAAGUAUCUCUGCAUUGAGAAAUGCAACAUUAAUAAAUACAUUUACUUAAGAA
Molecule: messenger RNA, 1994 nt
Organism: Anas platyrhynchos (mallard)
Lineage: Eukaryota; Metazoa; Chordata; Aves; Anseriformes; Anatidae
Product: carbonic anhydrase 3
Cellular component (GO): cytosol; cytoplasm
Molecular function (GO): zinc ion binding; carbonate dehydratase activity
Source: RefSeq, a predicted model, not a curated record